AUGGGUUGCUUUAGAAAAUCCCUUGUGCCCUGUUUGGCUGUUGUGUUUUUGUUCGUGAUUAGCUUUUGUGAAGCAAAGGAUAUGGUGGUGGGUGGCAGCAAGAGUUCAUGGCGAGUCCCUUCUUCUCCAGAUGAGUACAACAAAUGGGCUGAAAGGAAAAGAUUCCACAUCGGUGAUUCCAUUGUUUUUAGGUACGACGGCAAAACGGAUUCAGUCCUGCGAGUGACCGAAGAACACUACAAGAGCUGCAACAUAUCUAAUCCCAUCGAAUCCUACGACGACGGGCACACAAGGAUUACGCUGGAUAAAUCCGGGCCGUUUUAUUUCAUCAGUGGGGCACACGGCCACUGCGGAAAGGACCAGAAGGUGGAGAUAAGGGUUAUCUCCGCCAAGCACGGACCUUCUCCGGCUCCUUCACCGGCGGAGGACCACAACGCUCCGGCGCCUGCACCCAGGAAGAGCGGCGGCGAUGGGCUGAGGGCCGUGUUCUUGGUAGGGCUGGCGGCCGCUGCGGUUGGUGUCUUGGCCGUCGUUUAG
Striga hermonthica is the source of this 537-nucleotide messenger RNA. NCBI's taxonomy places the organism in Eukaryota, Viridiplantae, Streptophyta, Magnoliopsida, Lamiales, Orobanchaceae. The record is from the annotation of a GenBank genome assembly.